Lachancea nothofagi CBS 11611 is the source of this 288-nucleotide messenger RNA. NCBI's taxonomy places the organism in Eukaryota, Fungi, Ascomycota, Saccharomycetes, Saccharomycetales, Saccharomycetaceae. The record is from the annotation of a GenBank genome assembly.
AUGUCUGAACCACAGCAAGAAACCAAACCCGACAUUAAGCCUGAAACCCACAUCAACUUGAAGGUCUCUGACGGCUCGUCAGAGAUUUUUUUCAAGAUCAAAAGAACCACCCCUUUGAGACGUCUAAUGGAGGCAUUUGCAAAGAGACAAGGUAAAGAAAUGGACUCACUGCGUUUCCUGUACGAUGGUGUGAGAAUCCAGGCCGAUCAGACCCCCGAGGAUCUUGAAAUGGAAGACAACGACAUCAUCGAGGCUCACAGAGAGCAAAUCGGAGGAGCUUCACUAUAA